CUCCAAAGGUAGCGGAGCCGCAAGUCUGCAACGUCUCUUUUCUGCUAAAAAGAAAAAAAAUCAAUACGUGUAAGAAAUCGAAAUUUUAAGAUGGUACAAGAACGACAGACUGUGAGGAAACCGAGAUUUCUAUGCCUACAUGGAUUUAGAACAAGCGGAGAAAUUCUUAAGAAACAGGUCUCUAAGUGGCCUGAAUCAGUUCUUCAAAAGAUCGAUCUUGUUUUUCCAGACGCACCUUAUCCAGCUCAAGGAAAAUCCGACGUGGAAGGGAUUUUCGAUCCUCCUUAUUACGAGUGGUUCCAAUUCAACAAGGAAUUUACAGAAUACACCAAUUUUGACGAAUGUCUUGCUUACAUAGAGGAUUUCAUGAUUAAUCAUGGACCUUUUGAUGGUCUCUUGGGUUUCUCUCAGGGAGCAAUACUAUCGGCGGGGCUUGCGGGGCUGCAAGCUAAGGGCGUGGCUUUAAAGAAUGUACCCAAAAUAAAGUUCCUGAUAAUAAUUGGCGGAGCUAAGUUCAAGUCACCAUCCGUGGCCGAAAAAGCAUAUGCCUCUCCAAUUCAAUGUGCCUCUAUUCACUUUUUAGGAGAGACGGACUUUUUGAAGCCGCAUGGUUUAGAGCUCUUGGAAUCGUUUGUAGAACCUGUUGUGAUUCACCAUCCAAAGGGCCAUACCAUACCCAGACUUGAUGAAACAAGUCAAGAAACUAUGCUGAGCUUCAUUAAGAAGAUUGAAAAUACGUUGCCCCAUUCAGAUGCUACUGAUUUGAUUAGCCUGAUCAAGUGAUCGGAAAUACAUGUAAUCAAAAUAACUUUGUCAGUAGCACAAAGAAAAUUAUAUCAUUUUGUGUUCUAGUUGGAUUUACUAGGACAAACCUGUAACAUUUUAUCAUAUAAUAUUAUUUUACUUAGUAACUGAGUACAAUUUUUUCCA
Molecule: messenger RNA, 930 nt
Organism: Jatropha curcas
Lineage: Eukaryota; Viridiplantae; Streptophyta; Magnoliopsida; Malpighiales; Euphorbiaceae
Source: RefSeq, a predicted model, not a curated record